Messenger RNA from Rhinolophus ferrumequinum (greater horseshoe bat), 1772 nucleotides. RefSeq names its product oncostatin M (gene OSM). Gene Ontology annotation, cellular component: extracellular region. The record is from RefSeq and is a predicted model, not a curated record. Gene Ontology annotation, molecular function: oncostatin-M receptor binding; cytokine activity. The transcript has 3 exons. NCBI's taxonomy places the organism in Eukaryota, Metazoa, Chordata, Mammalia, Chiroptera, Rhinolophidae. The coding region runs from base 90 to 797 and encodes 235 amino acids. Gene Ontology annotation, biological process: immune response; oncostatin-M-mediated signaling pathway.
GCAGGCAAUAAAGUGGCUGUCAGCCCGCAGGGCACCCAGCCUGGAGGUGUCAUCCCCAGUGGGCAAGGGCUGGAGCUUGGACACCCAGCAUGCGGGCACAGCUUCCUCGGAGGGUACUGCUCAGUCUGGUCCUCAGACUCCUGUUCCUGAAACCAGUGGUCACGGGCAGCUGCUCAGGUGAUGACCAAGAACUCCUCAAGCAGCUUCAGCGUCAGACGGACUUCAUGCAGGACACUAGCAGGCUGCUAGACCCCUAUAUGCACGCCCAAGGCCUGGAUGUGCCUGGACUGAAAGAGCACUGCCAAGAGCACCCCGGGGUCUUUCCCAGAGAGAAUGCCCUGCAUGGGCUCAGCAGGAGGGGCUUCCUGCAGACCCUCAACGCCAAGCUGGGCCACGUCCUACACAGACUGACCAUUUUACAGCAGGACCUCCCUAAAGUCCAGGAAUUUGGGACAGUGAAGAGGUAUAUCUAUGGGAUUAGGAACAACAUCUACUGCCUGGCCCAGCUGCUUCCAGGCUCCUCAGAGACAGCUGAACCCACUCAGGCAGGCACAGAGGACUCGCCGCCACCUCCCCCUGCGUCAGACACCUUUCAACGCAAGUUACAGGGCUGCCAGUUCUUGCGUGGCUACCACCGCUUCAUGCACUCAGUAGGGCAGGUCUUCCACAAGUGGAGGGAGAGUCCCAGCCGGAGCCGGAGACACAGCCCCCACCGGGCCCUGCGGAAGGGGGCUUACAGGAUGCAACCCUCCAUGAGGGGCAAGAGACUCAUGCCUAGGGGGCAGCUGCCCCAGUAGCCUUACGGGGCGCCCCAGUGGUGCUUAGGAUGGCGCAGCCUCCCCUGUGCCUUUAAGCCUGCUCCCUUGACUUCCCCACCUCUCAGAAGUGCACUUUAAGGGGUGAGGGCCGGGCUGACUCCUCUACCUUCUCCUAGGCUGGGGGGAUCGGAUCAGGCCAUUGCUCCCCACCAGUCCUGAGUUCUCCAGACCCAGUGGGGUGGCUGGGUCAGGCCACGCGGGGCCAACUUUCCAUUGAUUCAGGGGUCUGAUGACACAGGCUGACUCAUGGUGAGACUGACCGCCCCCCCUGCUCUGCUCCCCGGAGGCCUGCCGGCCCUUCCCUCCCAUGACUUGCAGAGCUGUUGCCCCCAGACUUCCUCCUUUCCAUGGUGGCAUGGUUCUGAGGGGGUGGUCAAGGCCUGAGCUGGCCUCCUAUGCCUUAUUGCCAGUCUCAGGCCAGACACCUGGACGUCUGGGUGACCUCACUUUAAGCAGCUGUGACAGGGGCAGAGUCACAGUGCUUCCUAGAAGAAGCACUGGUCUGGGCAGGGGGCGGGGUGGGGGUGGGUCGGUGUCCAAAGAACAGGGCUCAACUCCCAGCUUGGCCCCUAAUUCACUGUUUGGCCUCAGGCAGGCCACUUUACCUCUCUGGACUUCAGCUUUCUCUUUGUGAAUCGAGGGAGUUAGGGACCAUGUAAAGCCCUCUCUGCCUGUCAGUUGCUGGGACUCAGUGACACAGGGGAGAUUUCAAAUUCUUUCCAUAAAUUGGGACACGCAAUGCAAGUGGACCAGGGUGCAGACUGAACUUUUUGCAGACCUUCCAGCGCCGGAAAGCCCCUGGUCUUGGGCUCCGGCUGCUGACUGCUCCCCCUGGUGGUGGAAUUUUCUCAUGCUGAAACCAUUGUCCUGGAGGGUUCCUAAAUUCAGCUGGGCCAAUUCCUUGGAGGGACGUGAUUAAUUUAUCAAUUUGUAUCAGUUUUUGUCUGUUUUCUA